AUGUGUUUGUGACUCUUCACCUCUGUCUCCUCUCACAGGGAGAAGAUGAUCUGCAGCAUCCUGCUGCUCAUCAUCCUGACCUCCUGUGUCUCUGGAACAUUUGUAGUGAAUGUGACCCAGACCUCCUAUCAGGCAGAGGAGAACCACCACAUCACACUGGAGUGGACCUUCACAACCAACCCUCAAACUUCCUCCAACUCUCUAAAUAUCUUCUGUGAACUGUUAAAUGAUCUCAAGAAUCCAGUCCUGUUUCAUCUCCAUGAAGGAGUUGAGGUCCCAGAGUCUCAGGAUGAACAGUUUGCAGGACGAGUCCAGUGGGACAAAGACGUCCUCAGAGAAGGACGACUCAGACUUCAUGUGUCCAGACUCAGGACUGAAGACUCGGGACUGUACCUGUGUGAUGUGGACACAAGUUAUGGAAGUAACUCUGGUAGAUGUUGGCUCAAUGUCACUGCAGCGAGGGAUCGGCCUGAACCUGAGACACCAAACACAACAAGUCCACCACAGCCAGAGAGUCGGGGAAGGAUCGGUCUCUACUCUGGACUGACAGCAGCUCUGCUCGGUUUUUGUUUCUGUUUUUUCAGUCUUUGUUUAAAAAUCAAGAUUUCUACUCAGAGAAAAGUUACAGUUCAGCAGGUGGAUCAGUGGAAACAGUUUAAUCAACAACUAUAAUGAGACUAAACUGGUAGAAUCGAGUUACAUACCACAGAGCCCCAGAAAAUACCAGUUCCCCAUUGUCUGUCAGGUUACAACUCUGAUGCUUCACACACACAUCAGCAAAAUAAACACAAACCAACUGAAAAGUGGAUGGAAACACAUCUUUCCUUUUAUAUUCCUCAGUAAGUGACUGAGUGACCAUUGUUUCCUCCAUCAUUUGUGUCUGUAACUUGUUAGACAGAUCUGAAUAUUGAAAUACUCUCCUCGUAUUCCACACAGGCUACGGCUCAUAUGUGCAAUUUUUAAAACCUUUUUCAUUUAAACUUCUAACAGACUUUGUAUACAGCGUUUACUGUAACACAUAGAGCUUUAACCUUUUUCUUUUUGUAAUUUGAACCUUAAAAUGAAAUGUACUGGUACUGUUUUAUUAUUGUCUGCUACUUCCAGCAGAGGGAGCUCUUCACUAGAAGAAGAAAUGCUCCAUGUCUGCCUGCAGCUUUUUAUUGACCUUCAUCACCUGAGACUCUGGUUAAGAGUCUUGUGUUGUAUAAAUGAAAGACGGUACGCUGCACUCUGCCCUUGUCCUUGGAGGUGGCAGCAGCGUACCGUCUCUGCUGAGACCCCUCCUAGAUGUUACACGUUACAUUAACGUACAUCCUGGACUAUAACCUGUCCAUUGCAUUAACUAUCUCUCCUGAACUAUUGCACAUUCCCUCAACAUCUGUUCACAUCCUGCACUAAACCAUUCAGCCUUCUUUUCUUAUUGUUAACUCCAAUAUUGUUUGGUUCUGUUAUUGUUUCUUUUACAUGUAUUGGUCAUUUUAUAUGUUUAUGUAUGAACUGUCCCCCAAGACAAUUAUCUUAUGUUACUUACCUCGCAAUAAAGCCUUUCCUGAUUCUGAA
Messenger RNA from Perca fluviatilis (European perch), 1560 nucleotides. RefSeq lists its product as uncharacterized. The record is from RefSeq and is a predicted model, not a curated record. Lineage: Eukaryota; Metazoa; Chordata; Actinopteri; Perciformes; Percidae. The transcript has 3 exons. Gene Ontology annotation, biological process: immune response; positive regulation of T cell proliferation; T cell costimulation. The coding region runs from base 46 to 672 and encodes 208 amino acids. Gene Ontology annotation, cellular component: external side of plasma membrane.